Molecule: messenger RNA, 2586 nt
Organism: Peniophora sp. CBMAI 1063
Lineage: Eukaryota; Fungi; Basidiomycota; Agaricomycetes; Russulales; Peniophoraceae
Source: the annotation of a GenBank genome assembly
AUGAUGGCAUUGCUCGAUAAAUAUAGCCGCGUCGCGCUUGAUGUUGCCUCGGCCGGCUCAUCACUCGGCUUUGCCGCGGCGAAAGCGGGUACCUCGCUUGGUUUUGGCAUAGCUCGUGGAAUAACUUCUACGGCUGCCCGCGCCACUGGGGCCGCGCUUGACCUACCUUUCGGUGGACGGUUGGGUACUGGAGACGCGUUCAGCAACACAAUAUCAGCCGCCCUCAAUUACAUGGAAUCUCUCGCUCUUCUUCCCAUCACCGUCGGAGAAUCUAUCACAUCAGCCUCUAUUGUUGCUGCUUAUGGCGCAGUCAACACAUUAUCGACUCUAUUCCCGGGAACAGACGAAGCGAGCUUCAGUCUGGCGAGUUUCGUGAGCUUGGUGCGGAGAGAGUGGGAGAACCCAGCCAGCGGGGAGCAUGGUCCAGAGGAGAGGUUUGGGGUGGGAGAGGUGGCGCAGGCACUGGUAGCCUGGGGUGCUCUUCAGCACGCGACCUCAGAUUGGCAGCUCACGCGAUGGCGACCUUACUUGCGGGAGAUACCCUUUCAUGACUCUCCAGCGUCUUCGCAUCUUUCCUCCGUCAUGGCCAGUCUCGACGACGUACCUCAUACGAGGCAACGUACUGAGAGCAAGAUCAGUAUCACGGGAGAUGUUCGUCUUGCGGGUCGGCAGGGUCAACUGGUCACGGCCGAUAUCACCGAGCUCGACGAGAAGGGCAGGCCAGUUGCGGAUCCCUCGGACCCGACCAUCAGGGAGAACAGGCGACCAGAGAGGCGGCCUUUGCGGCAGAGCACGAAAGCGCUGAAGUACACCUUGCGCCGCCUGUCCAAGAUGGUUCUUGCCGGUUAUGGCGGCGCCAGCCUGCUCUUCUUCGGUGUCGACUUCGGGCCUGGCGCGACUUCCACGACUACGGGUUCUAGCGCAGCGCCGCAGGAUGCGGAGAUUGCGAAGGAGGGCGAGACGCUACAAGCCGCUGUUGAUGAGAGUGAGAAAGUUGCGCCUGAUGGGGAAGGUGCGACUACUGCGCAAGCGCCCAAGCCUCCGGGCUACAGCUGGUGGGACGUGCUCAUGGGGAGGCACGACCGCGAGAUCUUCCUGCAAAGCGUGCGCUCGCAUGCACACUCGCCAUCGUCUCAACUUGAGCGGGCAUCCUCUCCGACAGCGCAUCAGCCGCACAUGGAGACUAAUAGCACGGGAGGCGGAGACGACAUCAGUGCCGUCGUUGGUCUCGAAGAGCGUAUGCCCCGGUACUGGGUGCUCACCGAUCACACCCGUCGACAGAUCGUACUCGUCUUCCGAGGGACCAUGAGCUUGAACGAGCUGGCUGUGGACUUGACAUGCGACCCGGCUGAGUUCGAACCGGCCAGUAGCGAUGAGCUAGGCUCCACGUUUCCCCAGCCAGAACCUUCAACAUUCACCCAGUCUCCCCCGCCCGCAACGCGUCAUGCACACUUCGAGACGGCCGAAAGCGAGGCUAAGAACAGCCCGUCUAUCGAUGGUUUACCUACUGAAGUACAAGCCCGCGACUUUGAGUACGAGUUCGGCGCGCCAAGCGAUAAUGAGAUGUCGAUGCCCGGCGGACUUCCUUCUCCCUCAAUCCCCACCGCAUCGCGUCACCGUACCAAGAGCACGCGUAGCUCUCGCAAGCCCCCGGCGCGCGCCAGUACAGUUCCCUUCCCUGAUAAGCCUGAUCGUCCCGACGGGGAUGGGAAACAGCCGGGACGGAUGCGGAGCGCGUCUUUCGCCUCGGUCGGCAGCUUCCAUGAGAGCUAUGAGGUUCAUGGUGGGAUGCUCACCAUGGCGCGUAUCAUGGGGGCGAAGGGCGCUCCAGUGCAUGAAGCAGUCCGUGCCGCAAUGAAAGCUUGUAAGGGUUAUGAGCUCGUAAUGUGUGGCCACAGCCUUGGUUCGGGCGUUGCCGCUCUACUCGGUAUGAUGUGGGCAGAUCCGAAGACGUGUCUCACCGUGCGUAGUAGCGGUCUGCCGGUGGGUAGACGGGUCUCCGUAUAUUGCUUCGGUCCACCAUGCCUGACAGAUGCGCGUUUGAGCAAGCUCGCGGAGAACAUGGUCACUUCUUUCGUCUACAGCCAUGAUGUUGUCAGCCGAUUGUCGCUCGGCUCCAUACGAGAUAUGAAUCGUGCGGCUGCGUGGUUAUGUCAGGCGCAGGCGGAAGGAACCCCUGAGGGAUACGCGUCGAUCACGAAGCGCGCUCUCAAGCAUGCCGCAGGCUUCGGCACCCGCUCGGACCCGACAUUCUUCCUCUCAGUACGCAAGACGCUCGAGGCCAACAUGCGAAUGGCGCACCUGUACCCACCCGGGCGUGUGCUCUGGGCGGUGCGCGCGGCAGACUUCGAGGCCCCUUUCGCUGACAGUCAUAAAUCGCCCGAGGAUAAGUACCGCGUUCCACAUGAGAAGGAGAAGGAUGCAGAGCGGAGAAGGGCCCGAACAGGAGAAGCGGGCGGAGAGGAGUUGAAGCUUUUUGAGGUGCUGGAUGUUGAGGCUGUCUUCGGCCAGAUUGUGUUUGCGAGGGAUAUGUUGAGCGCUCAUCUGCCUCACCAGUAUGAUCGUGUGCUUGAAGCGCUUCUCUAG